AUGAGACUUGAUCAUUGUCUUCUCUAUGAGCUACUACUCCUCGCACUUGGAGUAUUGGCCAAUGCUAGCACGGAAGCAGUCAGUGCCAACCCUCGAAAGUCAUUCCAGGGCAUUGCCCAAGUCCGGUCAGAUGGGCUCCUCGGCACCUCUGACCUAGACGCGAGGCUCGUGGAGCGCGCAGAGUGCGCUAUUGGCAAGAAGGUCUGCAACAACGGCUGCAUCCCCAUGCUGGCUACAUGCUGCUCGAACGGAGGAGGUUAUUGCGAGGCCACGGAAUACUGCUUCUCGGAUGACGGAUGUUGUCCUAUCGGCAAGACCUGCUCUGGCACUGGUUCCUGCUCUAGCGACGAGGUUCCAUGCGGGUCAAAGGGUUACUGUAUGCCCAGUGAUGGGGAAUGCUGCACGUCCGGAACCGGGUACUGCCCCAAAGGGAAAUCUUGCAUCAUCCGAGACGGCGAGACAUACUGUUCCUCCGAUGGCUCGGCCACUUCCUAUACAUACAACCUAGGGAGUACUUCACUCGCCACAUCAACAAGAUCCCUCACACUCGACCUCACCCUAUUAUCUUCGUCCACCGAGAGGGCAACGACAACAACAACUGCAAGGACAAUUGGGUUCUCAUCCUCAUUCCCAUCUAGCUCGGAGGAAGAUUCAAGCAGCACUACCAGUUCUGAUUUUGCCUCUGAAACCAGCGAGGAGGCCUCUACAUCCAGCACUGAGAGCACAUCGACGACUUCCGAGUCGAGGGCGACAACGGCAACCGACGCCGCAGCGACAACGAGCCAGCCUGGGGCUUCCACAAGGGUUCAAGUGUCAGGCCUUGUCCUGCUCUCAUGGUUGUCCGCUAUGUACUUGUGGGCUUAG
This is a messenger RNA of Clonostachys solani, 864 nucleotides long. Lineage: Eukaryota; Fungi; Ascomycota; Sordariomycetes; Hypocreales; Bionectriaceae. The record is from the annotation of a GenBank genome assembly.